UCCCACUGUUGGCAGGUUCACAUCGGUUACCUUCCCAACAAGAGAGUUCUGGGCCUCAGUAAGCUGGCCAGGAUUGUUGAAAUCUACAGCCGUCGACUACAAGUUCAGGAGAGGUUGACCAAACAGAUAGCCGUGGCGAUCACAGAGGCCCUGCAGCCUACCGGGGUGGGGGUGGUCAUCGAGGCAACUCACAUGUGUAUGGUGAUGCGAGGCGUUCAGAAGAUGAACAGUAAAACCGUCACCAGCACCAUGUUGGGAGUCUUCAGGGAAGAUCCGAAAACCCGUGAUGAGUUUCUGACGCUGAUCAGGAGCUGAGGACGAAGAAGCUCUUCUUCAUCCUCCUGUUGCCUGGGGUUACCUCCACGGGCUACCUGUGUGUGUGUGUGUGUGUGUGUGUGUGUGUGUGUGUGUGUGUGUGUGUGUGUGUGUGUGUGUGUGUGUGUGUGUGUGUGUGUGUGUGUGUGUUUCCAUCUCACCAACUGCAGAGACAAGAGUCCACUCCUGACUGUUUUCCAUCCAACUCUUUGUAUUGGUCAGAUAAGGUGAAGCGUUACCGUGGUGAUUUCUGUGUUGGAGACCACAGAUUAACAUGUUGUUUACUUUUUUUAGGACAAAAGGACAAACUUACCCCCCUUUGGUCUAUCUGAGUUUUUUGUUUUCCUGGAAAUACAGGGGACAGUUUGAAAAGAAGACUGUUUGAAAUCCCUUUACAUAGUCAGAUACACAUAGACAAAACUCAAAUGUGCUAAGUGAUGUAAAGUAUCCUCACGGAUCCUUAUAGCCGGAGACAUAUUCACGAAACAUCAUGAGGCCAAAAGUAGCUGACACCUGUCCAAGUUAGACAAAAGACAACAAAACUUUAAAAUAAUGUACUUUUUUGGUCUGAGAUGAAUUCAGAAAACAUGUCAGCUUUGUGAGAGAUGAUGUGUCUCCCAAAUACAUGAAUAUUAGAGGAUUAGAAGCAGUGUUUACUGUUGGAGGAUUACAUAAUUGGUAGAAAAUAGUUUGCAACAUUGAUGAACACAAUGGGUUCAUCACAGUUUGUAUUUGUUGGACAUCGCUGGAUUACCUGCAGUAAAACAUCUGCAUCUGAGAGAAAAAACAGUAUUCUACUUUUUCACUUUAAGUUUUUAAAUAAAUUAUAAAUAAUAUUACGGUCCUGCGUGGACCAGCCUGUAUGUGCCAACUCGCCUCUUUAUGAAUACUCACCGUCUUAAAGCAAACUGAAACAUUUUGAAUUUCUCAAGAGGCAAAUUAAAUGUGUGUGUGUGUGUGUGUUGUUUAGUGACUUUGUUUUUUCACGUGUAGCAUACUUUUAGCAUUUGAUUGCGUAAUGAUGUCCCCAGACUGAUAUUGGAAGGUUUUAUUUUGUGAAAUGUAUGUGUGCAUGUGUGUGUCUCUGUGUUUUCAAGGAGAGAUGAGCUCUAAGAGUCAGCUCUGAAGAUGUUGUUGUUUUUGUGGCCUUGUUGAGAAGAGUGGCCUGUUGUGUGGCCCCUUCACCAUCAGUGUCACUUUCUGUACUUUGUUCAUUCCAGAUACUUUUUAAUCAAAGAAAAAUAAAUCUCUAUGUGACAG
Molecule: messenger RNA, 1575 nt
Organism: Notothenia coriiceps (black rockcod)
Lineage: Eukaryota; Metazoa; Chordata; Actinopteri; Perciformes; Nototheniidae
Product: GTP cyclohydrolase 1-like
Exons: 4
Biological process (GO): tetrahydrobiopterin biosynthetic process; tetrahydrofolate biosynthetic process
Cellular component (GO): cytoplasm
Molecular function (GO): GTP cyclohydrolase I activity; zinc ion binding; GTP binding
Source: RefSeq, a predicted model, not a curated record